Sorex fumeus (smoky shrew) is the source of this 934-nucleotide messenger RNA. RefSeq names its product family with sequence similarity 78 member A (gene FAM78A). The transcript has 2 exons. The record is from RefSeq and is a predicted model, not a curated record. The coding region runs from base 51 to 902 and encodes 283 amino acids. NCBI's taxonomy places the organism in Eukaryota, Metazoa, Chordata, Mammalia, Eulipotyphla, Soricidae.
GGAGCCGAGUCCCCGCCGCGGCGCUGGGUCCCGCAGCCACCACCCUUUCAAUGCCCAGUCUGCUCUGGGACUGGGGGCCGUCGCUGGAGAUCAGAGCCUUGCUGUUGGCCAUGGGCUGUAUCCAGAGCAUCGGGGACAAGGCCAGGGUCUUCCGGGAAGGCAUCACCGUGACGGAUGUGAAGGCGUCCAUCGACCCCGUCCCCACCAGCAUCGACGAAUCCUCCAGCGUGGUGCUCCGCUACCGGACUCCCCACUUCCGGGCCUCGGCCCAGGUCAUCAUGCCGCCUAUCCCCAGGAAGGAGACGUGGGUCGUGGGCUGGAUCCAGGCCUGCAGCCACAUGGAAUUCUACAACCACUAUGGGGACCAGGGCAUGUCCAGCUGGGAGCUCCCGGACCUGCAGGAGGGCAGGAUCGAGGCCAUCAGUGACUCGGACGGCGUGAACUACCCCUGGUACGGCAACACCACGGAGACGUGCACCAUCGUGGGCCCCACCCGGAGGGACUCCAAGUUCAUCAUCAGCAUGAACGACAACUUCUACCCCAGCGUCACGUGGGCCGUGCCCGUCAGCGAGAGCAACGUGGCCAGGCUGACCAAGAUCUACCGCAACCAGAGCUUCACCACGUGGCUGGUGGCCACCAACACGGCCACCGACGACAUGCUCAUCCUGCAGACGCUGCACUGGCGCAUGAAGCUGAACAUCGAGGUCAACCCCAGCCGGCCCCUGGGGCAGCGCGCCCGCCUGCGGGAGCCCAUCGCGCAGGACCAGCCCAAGAUCCUGAGCAGCAACGAGCCCAUCCCGCCCAGCGCGCUCGUCAAGCCCAACGCCAACGACGCUCAGGUCCUCAUGUGGCGGCCCAAGUAUGGGCAGCCGAUGGUGGUGAUCCCCCCCAAGCACCGGUGACGGCCCUGCCCCGCCCCCGCGGACCCCCGGCC